CAUGCUCGAGCUCCAUGGGAACCGGAGGCUUUUGACAAGAGCUCGGUCGAACCACCGGGCGGGAGAGGGAUUUGUGAAAGCUCGCGGGGACACGCCCGCCGCGAUAACAGCAGUUUGUGUGGCUGGCUAUGGGCUGGGUCCUACGACGAGUAGUCCGCGAUGAUGACUGAUGGUUAAACGGUCUUUGCUGACGCCACGGCUAGUUUGGAUGGAAUAACUUCUCUCACGUUGUUAACUGAUAACUAAACUAACUGGUUGCUUGCCUUCAUCCCGACGGCUUUAGCUUCCCGGCGGCGGUGCAACACCAGCGAGAUGUAAAGCAAGUUCACUACCGUAUGUUGAUAUGCUUCUGACAUAAAGAGGAGAGAAGAAGUGAGAGGCAGUGCUGAGGAAGAUGGAAGUGCAGAGCGAUGUUCAGCAUCUCGAGCCGCUCCCCCCCGCCACCGCCGCCUCUCCCCCGCCGGGAGCCAAUCAGCGGAGUGAGCGUGAGGAGGGACACAGGGACACCGGGGCCUCCGCCGACAGCCACAGCGAGGACACUCCAGCCAGCCAGAGAGACGAGAUGAAACCCAGUGGAGGGGUCAGAGGGUACCACAGCCACAAGGCCUCAGACGCCCAGUGGGCCGCCAGUGAAGGAGGAGGAGGAGGAGGUGGAGGGGUCCCCUCUUGGAGCGGGAGCUCCCCCUACCACCACCCCCACCACCAUCCCCAGCACCAGCACCGUGGCGCUGCCGCAGCAGACCUGCACCACUACCCGCCUCACCACCACUACCCGUCUCACCCCCACCCGUCCCACCACCACCACAGCCAGCAGCCCUCUCAUGCCGGCUACACCUACUGCCCGCUGCAGCCAACGGGGACCUCAGUCUUCAGCCUCGGCAGCAACCACCAGCACAGCAGGCAUCACAACUGUCAGGAGUGUUUCCAGGCUGUUGACCCAGACUGGGCUGGGUAUGGAAAAAUAGUGUCAACCAAGGCCAUCCUGGACAAGAACACCAACCAGUGCAAAGGAUAUGGCUUUGUGGAUUUUGACAGCCCAGCGGCAGCACAGAAGGCGGUGUCGUCUCUGAAAGCCACCGGGGUGCAGGCCCAAAUGGCCAAGCAACAGGAGCAGGACCCCACCAACCUGUACAUCUCCAACCUGCCCGUGUCCAUGGAUGAGCAGGAGCUGGAGAACAUGCUGAAGCCCCUGGGCCACGUCAUCUCCACGCGGAUCCUGAGGGACGCCAACGGGGUCAGCCGGGGCGUGGGCUUCGCCAGGAUGGAGUCUACAGAGAAGUGUGAAGUCGUUAUCCAGCAUUUCAAUGGAAAGUACCUGAAAACCCCGCCAGGCAUUCCAGCCCCCAAUGAGCCUUUGCUGUGCAAAUUUGCUGACGGAGGGCAGAAGAAGCGCCAGAGCCAGAGCAAGUAUCCCCAGAACGGACGGCCGUGGCACCGGGACGGCGAGACCGGCAUGGCGCUGACCUAUGACCCCGCUGCCAUGCAGAAUGGGUUCUACUCCUCGCCUUACAGCAUCGCCACCAACCGCAUGAUCGCACAGACGUCCAUCACGCCCUUCAUCGCUGCCUCGCCUGUCUCCACAUAUCAGGUCCAGAGUACAUCAUGGAUGCCUCACCAACAGUACGUUAUGCAACCCACAGGGGCAGCGGUGCUAACACCAGCCAUGGACCACACCAUGUCCAUGCAGCAGGCCGGCAUGAUGGGCCCUCUGGCCCAGCAGAUGAACCAUAUGUCCCUUGGGACCACAGGAAGUUACAUGACUGCUUCAGCUGCCGCUGCUCCUAUGCAAGGGACCUACAUCCCCCAGUACACUGCUGUGCCUCCCGCGGCCGUCCCAGUCGAAGGCGUGGUGACUGACUCCUCCCCCCAGUCCGUGGCUCCAUCGUCACAGGAAGUGGCGGCGCAGCAGCAACAGAUCCAGGUGGACGGCACCAACGACCACGUUACCGCCUACUCCUACCAGUCUAAGUGA
Molecule: messenger RNA, 1972 nt
Organism: Gadus chalcogrammus (walleye pollock)
Lineage: Eukaryota; Metazoa; Chordata; Actinopteri; Gadiformes; Gadidae
Product: RNA-binding motif, single-stranded-interacting protein 3-like
Exons: 15
Coding region: 395-1972 (525 amino acids)
Cellular component (GO): nucleus; cytosol; ribonucleoprotein complex
Molecular function (GO): poly(A) binding; poly(U) RNA binding; mRNA 3'-UTR binding
Source: RefSeq, a predicted model, not a curated record